AUGCACGACAGCGCAUUUCUCGUGCUGUGCGCUACUUGCCUCAUAGCUGGGCUCUUCGUGAUUCUAGGAGGGCCCAAGGCGCGUCGCUUUCCGCCCGGCCCGAAAGGACUUCCCAUUGUCGGAAAUCUACUUGACAUACCCCGAGACUACCCUUGGUUGACGUACACUGCAUGGGGCCGACGAUAUGGUUCCGAACUUAUACACUUCGAGGCGCUCGGACAGCACUUCGUCGUGGUUAACAGCACCAAGGUUGCGAAGGUUCUUUUCGAUGGGCGUUCACAGAUAUAUUCGGACAGGACGCUGGCUGAUUGUAAAUGCAGAACUGGAUUCCAUCGAAACUUUGCUAUUAUGCCAUAUGGCGAAGGCUGGCGGGAACGUCGCCGACUUUUCCAUCAAUACUUUCGUUCGCAGGCAAUAGACCUGUACCACAAUCAGAUGAUGAAAGGAGCUCGCGACUUAGUGCAGCUGCUAUUGGACUCACCGGACAAUUUCCUGAGGCAUAUUCGUCACACAUCAGGAGCUACGGUACUGGACAUCAUAUAUGGAAUGGAUGUAGAUCCGAGCGAUGAUCAAGCCACAGAAAUAGUCGAUAAAGCCAUCGAGGUUUUCACAGAGAUUGCAGAUGCUGGAGGGUAUCUUGUGGAUCUCUUACCACCCUUGAAAUACUUGCCCACCUGGUUCCCGGGGGCUGGGUUCAAACGUCAGGCAUCGUUGUGGAAACAGCAAGUGGAUCGAAUGUACGAAAUGUCGUACCGAGAGGUAGAAUCUGCGGCCAGACGCAAUAAGGCUAGGCCUUGCGUGGCGUCCAAUCUCAUUUCCAAGUUCUGGGACAGUCAUGAAGAUCCGGACGUGAAGGAGACCCUCAUCAGUGUCACUGGUACAGCUUAUAGUGAGAACGGCUUAACCCUACAGAUGAUUUUCACCAUAAUUGUUUUCGUUUUGGCCAUGUUACUCCACCCAGAGGCUCAGCGCAAGGCGCAGGAGGAGCUUGACCGGGUGGUCGGCAGAGAUCGACUCCCCGAGAUGACAGACCGCGAGUCGCUGCCGUACAUUACGGCGAUGAUCAAAGAACUGCUACGGUGGCAUACGAUAGUCCCGUCAGGCGCUAUACACAAGUCCAUUGUUGACGAUUGGUAUGAUGGAUACUAUAUCCCGGCAGGUACCAUUGUAAUCGGUAAUGCAUGGGCCAUCUUACAUGACGAGAAACAAUACCUUGACCCUGAGGCAUUCAAACCGGAGCGGUUCCUUACGCCCGAGGGCGCCCUGAACCCAAGUGUCCCGGACCCCAUCGAAGCGUUCGGCUUCGGGAGGCGGAUAUGUCCCGGGCGGUACUUCGCACAGGCUGCUGUCUUUCUCUAUAUUUCCCACAUCCUUUCCGCGUUCACUAUCACCAAGCCCGUUGACGAGCUGGGAAAUAUCAUCGAGCCCACGCGCGAAUGCAUAGCUCGCCUCUUCUACGUCCCCAAGCCGUUCAAGGCCAGCAUCAAACCGCGAUUUGAAGGAGCCGAAGAAUUGAUACGGUCAUCGAGCGUUUAUGUAGACUAGACGUGAACUUACCGAUUUCGGAGACGACUGACUCCACCGUGGAUGAUAGGAUAGCUCAAUAAUAAU
This is a messenger RNA of Phanerochaete carnosa HHB-10118-sp, 1611 nucleotides long. RefSeq lists its product as uncharacterized. The record is from RefSeq and is a predicted model, not a curated record. Gene Ontology annotation, molecular function: iron ion binding; oxidoreductase activity, acting on paired donors, with incorporation or reduction of molecular oxygen; heme binding. Lineage: Eukaryota; Fungi; Basidiomycota; Agaricomycetes; Polyporales; Phanerochaetaceae. Bases 1 to 1545 code for a protein of 514 amino acids. The transcript is spliced from 12 exons.